AUGGCGUCUAAACAGUUGAAUAUUGCCCGUGUAGUCUUCGCAAUCAUUCUUCUCGCUGUGGCCAUGGCAACUGAGUUUACUGUUGGGGAUGAUCAAGUCUUCAAAUACACGGUGGGGCUGCACAAUGUCUUCAAAGUGAAUGGUACUGUCUUCACGAACUGCACUAUACCACCAGCAAAUGAAGCUCUUACAACUGGAAAUGAUGAGAUUACACUGGCCACCCCUGGAAGGAAGUGGUAUAUUUGUGGUGUAAAGGACCAUUGUGCCAACUACGAACAAAAGGUUGCCAUCACUAUGGUGGAAGAGUGGGCGUCUCCUGCACCGGCCCCCUCCUCUUCCACCCCCAUAGCACCCACACCCAAUUCUGCUUAUGGGAUCUCGGUGUCUAGGUAUCAACUUCUGAUGGCAACCACGACUGUUGUUGCUUUCCUUCUUGUUUAA
Molecule: messenger RNA, 441 nt
Organism: Vitis vinifera (wine grape)
Lineage: Eukaryota; Viridiplantae; Streptophyta; Magnoliopsida; Vitales; Vitaceae
Product: blue copper protein-like
Exons: 2
Coding region: 1-441 (146 amino acids)
Cellular component (GO): plasma membrane
Molecular function (GO): electron transfer activity
Source: RefSeq, a predicted model, not a curated record